AUUGUAACUUUUUUCUCCUCCCGCAGAGAGCGUGUUCGCCAGCCUUCCGCACAUGGAAAGGGGCGUGGCCAAGGUCCUGGGCGGAGACCCCAAAGGGAACAACUUCCUGUACACCAACGGCAAGAGCGUGAUCAUCAGGAACAUCGAGAACCCAGCGAUCGCAGACGUCUACACCGAGCAUCCUCAUCAGGUUAUCGUGGCCAAAUACUCUCCCAGCGGAUUCUACAUCGCGUCGGGCGAUGUGUCGGGGAAGAUCCGUAUCUGGGACACGACGCAGAAGGAGCACCUGCUGAAGUACGAGUACCAGCCCUUCGGAGGGAAGAUCAAGGACAUCGCCUGGACCGAGGACAGCAAGAGGAUCGCCGUGGUGGGGGAGGGGCGAGAGAAGUUCGGCGCGGUUUUCCUCUGGGAUUCGGGCUCGUCGGUCGGAGAGAUCGUGGGUCACAGUAAGAUCAUCAACAGCGUGGACAUCAAGCAGACGCGGCCGUAUCGUCUGGUGACCGGCAGCGACGACAACUGCACCACUUUCCUCGAGGGGCCUCCUUUCAAGUUCAAAUGCACCAUUAGCGAUCACAGUCGCUUCGUGAACUGCGUGCGGUUUUCUCCGGACGGGAAUCGUUACGCUUCGGCCGGAGCCGACGGACAGAUUUUCCUGUAUGAUGGUAAAACUGGAGAGAAGCUGGGCUCUCUGGGAGGAGAGAAGGCUCACGAUGGAGGCAUUUACGCUGUCAGCUGGAGUCCUGACAGCACGCAGCUGAUCUCGGCGUCAGGUGAUAAGACGGUCAGACUGUGGGAUGUGGGCAGCGGCGUGGCUGUCUCCACCUUUAACCUGGGCUCAGAUGUUCAGGACCAGCAGCUGGGCUGCUUGUGGCAGAAGAACCACCUGCUCAGUGUCUCUCUGUCUGGAUACAUCAACUACCUGGACAGGAGCAACCCGGACCGGCCGCUGCGCACCAUCAAGGGACACACCAAAUCCAUCCAGUGUCUGACGGUCCAUAAGGCGGACGGCCGAUCCAGCAUCUACUCAGCCAGCCACGACGGACACAUUAAUUACUGGGACUCUGAGAGCGGCGAGAACGAGGAGUUUGUGGGUAAAGGACACUCAAACCUGGUGUCCAGGAUGACUGUGGACGAGUCCGGACGUCUGGUGACCUGCAGCAUGGACGACACGGUCCGCUACACCGACCUGAGCAAGAGAGAGUACAGGUGAGCCUCACACACACACACCUGUUACCA
Messenger RNA from Sinocyclocheilus anshuiensis, 1236 nucleotides. Its product is annotated as WD repeat-containing protein 1. Gene Ontology annotation, cellular component: cortical actin cytoskeleton. The record is from RefSeq and is a predicted model, not a curated record. NCBI's taxonomy places the organism in Eukaryota, Metazoa, Chordata, Actinopteri, Cypriniformes, Cyprinidae. Gene Ontology annotation, molecular function: actin filament binding. Gene Ontology annotation, biological process: locomotion; sarcomere organization; actin filament depolymerization. The coding region runs from base 53 to 1210 and encodes 385 amino acids. The transcript is spliced from 10 exons.